AGUUACAUAUUUUCUGUGCUUGAAGGAAAUCGACAUAUUGAUUAGUCGCAGUACUAAUUGUCGUGUUUCGCACAUGCCUUGCCAUGGAGCCGUUCAAUGCUUCCUGUGCAGUAUUCAGUUCACUAGCGGGACUCCAUGCACUCCCGUCAGCAUAACCGUACUGUGUUUGCAAAACUGUCUAUCUACUAAUUGAUGUUCCUUUAAUUUGGCCAAUAGUGCAGUUAACGCAUUGUGUUUUUGUAAGAAAGGAUGCGAAUUUCAACCGUCGGAUUGACAAACAUGCUCAACGCACUUGGAUUGGCCACUACAUAUAUGUAGCAAUCUGAUGUCCUUACCUGAAGGUCUGUGCGCGAACUACGGCCUUCCUUUUGCAGCAAAAAUUAUGCCAAUUCGCUUGUGAUUUUAUUUGGACGCAAUAUAUUCAUAAAUUUAUUUUUUCGAAAGCGCGACUCGAAAGACACAGUCAGAUUGUUCUGCCAGUCGUUCGUGAUUCACUUAUGCGAAUGCUCCACAGGAAGGAAGAUUGAUGGACAAAAUGAUAUCGAUAUUGAUGCAUCUAAAAAGUGUGCUUACUUCACCGGCAUGAAGCAAAGGAAAGAGAAAUUUAAUGCAGCCGUCGUAUCUCGAAUUUCCUUACUAUUUUUUUCGUCCAGUAUAUAAUGCGCUGCAGUUAUGGAGUUGUGGAUCUCUGUCACGUUAAUUAGUCUGAGCAUCAUGGAUUUGCUGCCAAAACAGACGAGAGCAUUUGAUUACAACAUAAAUGCGCCAAAUUCUGGAGACUAUUGCAGUUAUUUCUCAAAUCGUGAGCCCAUAGAAGCUCCAGAACUACGGAAUUGUUCGUGGUAUAAAUUGAGAAGCUGCUGCCGUCAGACCGAGCUGGAUUCAAUUUUUAAAGAUGUCAGAGCACUGCAAGGAGCGGACGCUAUCUGCCAGAAGUUGUUGAAUUACAUGAUUUGUUGGGUUUGUGAUCCUGGUCAGCAUCUUUUCUACUCGAGCAAAAGCCAGAAGCUCAGCUUCUGCGAAGGUUUCUGCGAUAAUAUUUUGGAAAAAUGCAGCAAAGCCUUGUUCAAAGGUAUACCGAUGCAGCAGUUCUAUCCGACUGGCCGGUAUUUUUGUGAAUCCCACCAUUUUCAUGUUCCUCCCCAGAAGAAUGAGAGCUGUUUCUCCGCCGGCGGUGCCUCAGGAGAGAUUACGGACUGGCAAAUACUAGCGGGAGCCACGUCCACGCGUUAUCACCCGUUUUUGCCCUUUUUUAUUCUACUCCUGUACAGCUGCAAAUGCAUUAUCAAAUUUUUGUAAUUGUGUGGCCAUAUAGUUCUGUACUUUUGUGCACGCUAAUUUUACUAAAAGGUCAAACCCGUAAGUCUGCAUGAUUUUGCCUGACAUUUGCACUUCAUUUCGUACGGGAAUAUGCAGACACCUGGUAUUUACAAUAGUCGUUCCCUGUUGUCUCGUGGCUGGUACUUUUUUAGCGACCAGCAAAUGCAAAGCUCAAACGAUCUUUGUCACUAAGUAAUUUGAUAAGAACGCCAAAACAAAAUCUGCAGCCUUAAAUGAGAUCACCAAUACCUAUCGCAAUAACUCCGUCUAAGCAAAGAAUCGGAA
Molecule: messenger RNA, 1605 nt
Organism: Paramacrobiotus metropolitanus
Lineage: Eukaryota; Metazoa; Tardigrada; Eutardigrada; Parachela; Macrobiotidae
Exons: 4
Coding region: 673-1299 (208 amino acids)
Cellular component (GO): external side of plasma membrane
Molecular function (GO): signaling receptor activity
Source: RefSeq, a predicted model, not a curated record